AUGAGCGAGUGGUGGGCUACCAUCGGACAGCCCUUCGCGGAGGCGCUGCUGAGUCUGGAUUUCGUUAGGAUUAAGGCAGCAUUUGCAAACGCGCCCAGAUCAUACUACGAUUAUAUCCGCUCCAUCUACGAGCGCAGCCCUGAGCACGUGAUCAUCGAGACAUUUCUCAUCGUGUUUGUAAUUUACAUCACGUUCGUUAAGCGUGACAAACCCAAGGGCACUGCCUCCAAACUUUCGGAGCACCCUACGAAAACUAUGCCUUUAGGCAUCGUCGAGGCCACACCCGAUACGCACAUUAAGCUGCAGGGUUUUGCGAAGUCGGCCAUCAACUUGGCCACAUUCGACUUUUUAGGCAUCGGUUCACGUCCAGAGCUUAAAGAAGUCGCUAUUAAGACGCUUACAAAAUAUGGAUGCGGGUCCUGUGGCCCCCGCGGUUUCUAUGGCACUAUAGACACACAUGAAAUUCUCGAGAAGGACAUCGCGCAGAUGAUGGGGACCACCGACUCGAUAACCUUUUCGGACACGGAGGCUACCUCGUCAUCAGUUCUGCCGGCGUUUGCAAAGCGUGGCGACCUUAUAGUCAUGGACGAUGGCUGUAAUGAUUCGAUUCUUGUAGGUGCCAAUUUGGCGCGUUGUAGCGUAUUAUACUACAAGCACAACGACGUGGAAGAUUUAGAGUGUGUACUUAAAAAUGUACGCGAUGAGGACAAAACAAAGAAUCGAGGAUCGGACUGUCAACGCCGCUACGUUGUAACUGAGGCACUCUUUCGUAACCACGGUGACAUGGUGGAUCUGCCUAAGGUAGUAAAAUUGUGCGACAAGUACUUUUUUCGUCUCUUUCUAGACGAAAGCUUUUCAUUUGGUGUGCUUGGCAAAUCUGGACGUGGCCUAACGGAGCAUUACGGUAUGGACGUUUCUGAGGUAGCUAUUAUCUGUAGUUCUCUGGCGGGCUCUACCGCCAGCGUUGGUGGCUUUAGCACGGGCUCGCAAGAGGUUGUGGACUAUCAACGUAUUAAUACCGCUGGCUACGUGUUCUCGGCUUCGGCUCCGCCAUUCACGUCAGCCUGCUGUUCCGAGGCCAUUCGCAUAAUGAAAAAUGAGCCGGAGCUAUUUAUAAAACUCCGUGACAAUGCUAAACUGGCGCAUGACAUUUUAUCUGCUGGCGUGCAGGGAGUGUACAGCAUCUCGAAGGCGGUUGUUUCUCCCAUCCUACAUUUGCGCUUGCUGCCUGAAGUUGUGGCUUGCGUCGGUAGUGUGGAUGAUCAGCGCAAUUUGCAGCGUGAAGUGUGUGACACGGUUAUGCAGAAGUGCCUUGCCAAGGGUGUGGCCAUCUGCUCACCACGUUACAAGGCCCACCAGACGCUGGAACCGCGACCUAGUUUGCGUGUAUCCGUUACUGCCAUUCAUUCAAUUCAGGAUAUAAAGACAGCGUGCACAAUUAUUGUGACGGAGGCCAUGGCUACGGCCAAGGAACUUCGCGCCACGUAUCCAAAGGACGCAAUUCCUCAAAAUGGUCUACGGCUGCGCAAUUAG
This is a messenger RNA of Plasmopara halstedii, 1533 nucleotides long. RefSeq names its product serine palmitoyl transferase subunit. Gene Ontology annotation, molecular function: serine C-palmitoyltransferase activity; pyridoxal phosphate binding. NCBI's taxonomy places the organism in Eukaryota, Oomycota, Peronosporomycetes, Peronosporales, Peronosporaceae. Gene Ontology annotation, cellular component: endoplasmic reticulum. The record is from RefSeq and is a predicted model, not a curated record. Gene Ontology annotation, biological process: sphingosine biosynthetic process; ceramide biosynthetic process. The coding region runs from base 1 to 1533 and encodes 510 amino acids. The transcript is spliced from 3 exons.